ACAGUCCUUGCAGCCUAAUGACCUGGGUGGGCCCCGUCAGGUAACGUGUCACCCAGCCUCCAACAUGGCCACUCCCUGGAAACUUGCUCCAAGUCUCACUUUUCUACUUUAAGUGUAACAGAGCUGCAAUGGGGCCUGUCGGCCUGAACAGAGAAGCAUGACUGUUAUCAUACAAGGCACAGUGUGUGAUUCCAUUUUGGGGUUUCCUGCUUUAUUUCCUUCUACAUCUCUAUUACAAGUCUGCAAGGAAGGACAGGACUGAACAGCUAUGGCUAUUGAACCUUCCCUGUUAGACGCCUGCACCUUUCAACUAAAGACAUGUUUAAAGAACAUUCACAAGGUGAUCCAGAAAGCGAAUGAAAUGUUGUGUGGUAUCAGCCAGCCCUCGGUAUGCAGUGAAGUACUGAUGUCCUCUCGGGGAGCGGAAUAUAUCUCAGGUGUGAUUGAGGUGUACAGAGUAUCAAAAAGAAUGGAAGGGGGAAUGAAAAGAUUCAGCAUUGAUUGUGAGAGGUUGCAGCUUGCCUUCCGGGAUAUUGAAUUAGCAUGGAAUAAUUUGCAGGCCUUCAUGUCCAUGUGUCCCAGCAUACUGCAGAAACUGCCUGCCCCAUCAGCCUUUGAUUAUGAGGCUAAAGCAAUGACGUCUGACUCAAGCCUUUGCCUUCAGAGGUGCUGCGGUGUAUGCCUACUGGAGAGACUGGACCAACAGGCCUCACCUGAACCCAUAGGGAACAUGCUGCAGUUUGGGGGACGCUCCUAUCACCCAAGCUGUGCCAACUUUUGGCUGCACUGCGUGGACUCCAGCCUCCCUGUAUUGUCUUGUCGAAGUAACUGUUCAGCUUGUGUUAAACUAAAAGAAGAGAUAAAGUGACCUCACAAAGUUUUAGAACUGGACAAAGACCAGCUUAUUUAUUUUAUUCUGUGGUGCUGUUAUGCAUUAAAACAAAGAAUGGAGGUCGAGUCAGACACCACCAUGGAAGACACAAAUAUGAAGAUGUGGAUGUAACUCUCGGGGAACAUACACCAAACUUAGCAUUGUUUACAGUAUCCAGUGCAAUGUUACAUUUUAAUACAAACUUUGAACUUUUGAAUAUUUUAUUUGGACAUUAUUCAGAAUUUAUAAUUCAAAUUUACAAUGAACACUCCCUUUUAGUUCAAGCAAUCAUACAAUUCCUUCUAUUACUGCCAGCAUGCUCUAAAAUUUGACUUCAGUGCUAAAUGACUAGAUGUUACCAUUUUGGAGGUCUUAUGAUGUAUGGCCAGCGCUUUACAGUAAGAAAAACAAAUGAAGAAUUUUGAUAUAAAGGAAA
Molecule: messenger RNA, 1307 nt
Organism: Rana temporaria (common frog)
Lineage: Eukaryota; Metazoa; Chordata; Amphibia; Anura; Ranidae
Product: synergin gamma-like
Exons: 6
Coding region: 269-868 (199 amino acids)
Cellular component (GO): clathrin coat of trans-Golgi network vesicle
Source: RefSeq, a predicted model, not a curated record